GGUACGAAAUUCCUGGGUGCCAACCUGCCUAUGGCAACCUAGAAUUCUCCAGGGCAGGCUCGCAAAAUCUUCACCUACUCUCUGGGACAGUACUUUGCAAGAACAGAAGGGGGAAUUACGAAAGCGUCUAUCGUACACUACCCAUAAGCUGGAAAUGCUUGAAACGGAAUUUGAUUCUACACGUCAGUAUCUUGAAAUAGAAUUGAGACGUGCUCAGGAGGAACUUGAAAAAGUAACUGAAAAACUGAGAAGGAUACAAAACAAUUACCUAGCCUUACAAAGAAUUAAUCAGGAUCUGGAGGAUAAACUUUACAGAAUGGGUCAACAUUAUGAAGAGGAAAAACGGGCUUUGAGCCAUGAAAUAAUUGCACUCAAUAAUCACUUAAUAGAGGCCAAGGUGACAAUAGAUAAGUUGUCAGAAGACAAUGAGCUCUAUAGGAAGGACUGCAAUUUAGCUGCUCAGUUGCUCCAGUGCAGCAAGAAUUACGACAGGGCACAUAAGCUUUCAGAGCUGCCAUCUGACUUUCAGGAAAGAGUCAUCCUGGAGAAACCAGAUCCAAACAGCUUGUCUUCACACUUGUCAAGCCCAUCUACAAGGGAACUCAAUUUUCAGGACUCUUCUGGAAAACUUGGACAAAGGCCUCAGUACAAGUCGGACAUCUACUGCAGUGACACCGCCCUUUACUGCCCCGAGGAGAGGAGGCGGGAGAGGAGGCAGAGUGUGGACACGCAAGUGAAAGACGUGGGGUUCCUGCGGUCCCAGAACUCCACGGACAGCACCGUUGAAGAAGACGGUUUUCAUUCCAGCUUCUCCCACGAAGCCUUCCCAGAGUACAUUACCUCUCUGCCAACCUCCAGCUCCUACUCCAGCUUCAGCGUCACAUCCGAGGAGAAGGAGAACGCCCAAGCCAACACUCUGACAGCCUCUCAGCAGGCGAUCUACAUGAGCAACCGAGACGAACUCUUUGAGAGAAAGUCACCUGCAGGUUAUGAGCAUCAGGGAAGUCCCAGGUUUGCCAAGUCCAAACCAGCGCAGCACAUGGAGCUUGCCGACGACAACGAGAACUCGCCCACUUUUACCAGGACUCUGCCUCCUUAUGCAAACGAACCUUUUCAUUUCUCAGCCAUAACACCACAGCAGGCUUUAGCGAAUCAAAAAAUGAGGAACGAGUGCAGGAGCACCCCCCUUUCAGAAGAAGACUUGCCUGGGCGAUGGAGGCAGCUGAGCGUGGAGGACAUUGGUGCAUACUCUUACAGGAACACGGGCAGGCUGUCGCCCUGUAGUUUUUCGGAGCAGUACUACAGCAGCCCUGUCAAGAAGGGAGACAGCCGAACAAGCCCCAUCUACGCUAGUUACAAAGCGGACAGCUGCUCAGAGGGAGACGAUAUCUGCCAAAGCAGACUUGUGGAUUCUUGCUUCCUGAGAACAGACAGUGGCCUGAAUAUUGACAUCAGCACUAGCUGUAAACAGGACAAAUUGUCCACUUACAAAGCUAAAGAAUCUAGAGACCAAAAAAAUGAAAGGAUCACCGUCCAGUUAUGCAGUAGCAAAAACAUCGAAAACAGCCCGGUGUUGAAAAGAGAAUACGUGGACGUCAGCCCCAACAGCUCAGCAGAGUCCCUCAAUCAGAGUUCAGUGGAGGCUUCGGAGAUCCACCAGUCUUCCAUGGAGCAAGGAAGCCAUUCGGGUAUUCACAGCAAACAGCAGCAGUUUCAACGAACUGGGAGUACUGGUUUGAGUCGGAAGGACAGCCUUACAAAAGCACAAUUAUACGGAACCCUUCUGAACUAG
This is a messenger RNA of Eurypyga helias (sunbittern), 1792 nucleotides long. It is a transcript of the gene BEGAIN, whose product is annotated as brain-enriched guanylate kinase-associated. Gene Ontology annotation, cellular component: synapse. Lineage: Eukaryota; Metazoa; Chordata; Aves; Eurypygiformes; Eurypygidae. The record is from RefSeq and is a predicted model, not a curated record. The transcript is spliced from 7 exons. The annotation marks the transcript as partial.